Oryzias melastigma (Indian medaka) is the source of this 3706-nucleotide messenger RNA. RefSeq names its product rho-related GTP-binding protein Rho6. The coding region runs from base 923 to 1621 and encodes 232 amino acids. Gene Ontology annotation, molecular function: GTPase activity; GTP binding. Gene Ontology annotation, biological process: small GTPase-mediated signal transduction. The transcript has 5 exons. The record is from RefSeq and is a predicted model, not a curated record. NCBI's taxonomy places the organism in Eukaryota, Metazoa, Chordata, Actinopteri, Beloniformes, Adrianichthyidae.
CAUAUAAGAUGCUGUUCACCUUUUGGCACAUCGCUUCAGGUGUCACCACAGCGACCACAGGUGGCUUGGCAGAGAUUUUUAUGCCACAUUCCCUUCCUGACACAACCCUGCUUAACCAGGCUGGGGACAGGUACAGGGAAAACCAGACUUGGGCCCCUUAAUGGCUACAUAGUUAGUUAGUAGCAGAUACCUGUCUAAACUGUAGAAAAAAAAAAUCAAAUGACAAGAAAAAAAUUACUUUUGAUAUUGGAUUACGUUUAAUAUCUGUAAUAUGACUGUGAGUACUUCUCAUUAAAACAUAUGUUUUAAAUAUGUUUUUUUUUUUAAUUUACAACUGUGUGUAACUAAGUGAGUGUAGAGGCAUUUUUAAAAUUUAUUUAAUCUAAAACAGGACUUUACCAGAAAUAUUAAUUAUUUACUUUUUUUUUUAAUAAAUUCACUAUUUUUAUCCCUACUCUUGUUUCUAAACCAGUCAUAUUGUAAUACUUAAAAUUACUAUUGCACUAAUAAUACAUAAUAAUAAAUAAAUAAUAAUGAACUAAAUAAUAAUAAAUGCUAUGACAGUACACUUUCUACAUUAUAAAAUGUGACACCAUCUUGAAUAAUUUUAAUUCCUUUUUUAUUUUUAUUUUUAAAAUGAUCUUCACUUUGAUUCUUUUAUUUUGUAAUCCACACAUUAACUCUUUCCCACGCGGGCGCUUCCAGCCUGAAGGUAUGGCGUCAUCACCGUCGCACUCCCUGAUUGGUCGGCGGCCCGGUAUAAAGUUCCGCAGCGACUCUCGACUCUCAAACUGAUGCCGUCUCUCUGCUGACAUAUUCACCGCUGCUGCUACCUCCUCCUCCUCACAGCCGGAGAAUUUAGGUAACAUUACUUCCCUCCUUCCUCCUCGCCGUGUCCCUGAAGCCCCCCACCUCUGUCACCAUGAAGGAGCGACGACCCCCGCAGCCGUUCGUGGCGCGGUGUAAGCUGGUGCUGGUCGGGGACGUCCAAUGCGGUAAAACGGCGAUGCUGCAAGUGUUCGUGAAGGACAGCUAUCCAGAGACUUACGUCCCCACUGUGUUUGAGAACUACACGGCCAGCCUGAAUCUAGAAGACCAGCGUGUGGAGCUCAGUCUUUGGGAUACAUCAGGCUCACCGUACUACGACAACGUCAGGCCCCUCUGCUACAGCGACUCUGACGCGGUGCUGCUCUGCUUCGACAUCAGCCGGCCGGACACGGUAGACGCCGCGCUGAAGAAGUGGAAAGCAGAAAUUCAGGACUUUUGUCCCAGCACUCGAGUCCUCCUCAUAGGCUGCAAGACAGACCUGCGCACAGACGUCUGCACACGCAUGGAGCUGUCCCAUCAGAAACAGGCUCCAAUCUCCCAGGAACAGGGUUCAUGCUUUGCCAAGCAGCUGGGAGCUGCUGCGUACCUGGAGUGCUCGGCCUUCACGUCAGAGAAGAGCAUCCACAGCGUCUUCCGUACCGCCGCCCUGGCCUGCACCAACAAGCUGCAGGCUGCGGACAAACCCAGCCCGGUCCGCCGCCUCUCCAAAAGACUGCUCCACCUGCCCAGCAAGACAGAGCUACUCUCCUCCAGCUUCAGCAAGGACAGGUCCAAAAGCUGCUCCAUCAUGUGAAGCCCACUGUGACACGCCUGUGAACUGCACUGCAGCUGGGGCAGUUUGGGGGCAAAGCAAAGCAAUGAUGCAAACUUCAUAUAAAGCUUCGAACUUUAACAUUCAGUAAUAUCCAGACUCACCUCAAACUGCUUUAAAUCAGCAAAAAUAGCCGCAUAUUUCCACUCUUUUGACUGUGUUAAAGUGAUAUAAAGUGUGUGUAGCUUCGUAGUCGUGUCCUUUCCCUUCCAUCACUCUGCCAUGAUGUCUGGUAAAGGUCACACUACUGCUGGAGUGGCGGGAUGAAACGUAAAAUGUGACAGAGAUGGGGAGCUUGGGGAGAAAAAUCCCUCAGGUGACCUGUCACUGUAACCAUGAGCAAGUUAGAGUGGAUCACAGACUCUUAACUCCAAGAUUAACCUUCUUUAAUCAAAGACGGAUUUUACACCUCUUCCAGCGACAGAUCUGACAGGAAAGCAUCUUUUCAACAUUUGAGCUUCUUUCUCUUUUGAGUUUUAAAGUUUUCUUGCAGCACUCAGAGAAAGCACAUCUGUUAGCCACUGACCAACCUGUCAGCUGGAGGUUGAGUUCCCGUCCUUGACAUCCGACUGGAUGUCGGGGAGUGGGGCACAGUCUUACAUGAAUGUGUCAAUGUUCGCCCAUUGCUUGUUUGUGUCAAAAAAAAUGACACGAGCAAAAAAACUCAGGUUGUGUCCGAAUUCCCUCACUACUUAGUGUAAUGCUUUCCCCAUUUUAUAGGGCUGUGUGAAUCUACAAUUCAGAAAUUUCCCAGAAGUCCCUGCGAAAAACUAGUGUGCAUAGAUGCUUAUCUAAAUUGGCGAAUAAUUAUUUUUCAUUUUAUUUUAACUUGUUUUUUUGUUAAAUAUCAUCAGAGCACAGUGGAUUCAUUAAAAUAUAUUUGUAAAACGUUCAUAUUAUUUUUUAAAUUUAUUUAAUAACAAUACAUACCAUCAAAAUAAUAUAAAAUAAAAGUAUAACAGGAAAUGAAUGAAAACGUAUAUUAUUUGUCCCUAUUUAUUGAAAACAAAUCAAAGUACAUCAAAAAAAUGUACUUAACCGUAUAUUUAAUUUGGGAAAUUUUUGACACCAUAUUUGCUUUUUAAAAAAAAAGUGUCGCAAUUGCUUUUAAAAUCUUGAGACAGUCGUACACUGUAGUUUUUGAACAGGGUGGGAAUUCGGACAUGUCCUCAGUCUUCCAUGUUUUAUCGUGAAAUAAACAAUUUCACAUUUUUAAGUGUAAUGUCGCUUCAAAUAUUGCAUACAUGAUAAUUUUACUGGAUUUUGUUUUAUUUAUUUAUAUCUGCCUAUAAAAAUCAAAGGCGGUUCUAACCGUGUUCAGUUGAAAACUGUGAUCCUCUAAUGUAACCAAACAGAAGCUUAAGUUGAAAUUGUUACAUGCGAGUUUAAAUCUGAUUUUUUCUUUUUUCUGAUUCAUCAAAUUCUUCACCGACUUGCACCUCAAACGGGCUGGUCCCGUCCUUCUUUGAUUUGGUUCUUGUCGCUCUUCUCCCCUCGCCGUGCCUCCGUCUGUGGACGUUUUCUCCACUGACGUCUUCUCGACAGCUCGGCUUAUGGAAGACUCCACGAUUUGCAGCCUGCAAAAAGAGCAGCGAAAUUUAAAGCGUUGCUUAGCAACAGGGCGAGAGGGGAGGGGCAGGUGGGGGUCUGUUGCUGUCUCCGCAGCAGAGGGAGGGAGGGACGGACUCACCUUUCUUUUGUAGCAUCAGAAUGAAGUUGAGGGAUUUCUACGCAGACGAGGCUGAAAGGACCCCAUGCUGGUGGCAGCCGUGCACUGGCUGUUAAAACGGGGGAGGGCGGGGUUCCUUUGUAGCCAUCACGCCAGUUUUCAGCAUGAAAAGCUUCCAUCUUCAUGUUCCUGACAAUUAUGGUCGUUGUUUUGUUGUAUCCGCUCCAGGUUUUGACAUGUUUUUGUACAUAUCCUUCCUCAUGAAGCUGUUUUAGUACAGAAUCCAAACAUGCUUGUAUGAAGUCGCCUAUCAUGACUUAAAUUAUUGACUGAAUUCUGUAUUUGUAAUCGUCAUACUACCUUGAAAACUUUUAUUUAAAUAAAAAUGCCUGAACUUA